Osmerus eperlanus (European smelt) is the source of this 1644-nucleotide messenger RNA. RefSeq names its product choline-phosphate cytidylyltransferase B-like. The transcript has 8 exons. Gene Ontology annotation, molecular function: phosphatidylcholine binding; choline-phosphate cytidylyltransferase activity. Gene Ontology annotation, biological process: CDP-choline pathway. The record is from RefSeq and is a predicted model, not a curated record. The coding region runs from base 83 to 1342 and encodes 419 amino acids. NCBI's taxonomy places the organism in Eukaryota, Metazoa, Chordata, Actinopteri, Osmeriformes, Osmeridae.
GUAAGUAUUGCAGUAGUAAAAAAAGUUGGAGAGAGUAAACUUGUUGGUGGCAGCUGGGAAACAAGGCACAAGAACAUCCAGCAUGGUGGGCAGGAGAAGGAACAGCUCGAGAGGCAAUAAUGGGCUCCAGGCCCAGCAGAAGACACCACGCAGGGGGGGGCACCGCAAGCAGACUCUGAAAGAACCAGCAGUGUUUGCUAAGGACACAGGCUAUGAGACAGAUGUUCACCAUGAGAAGCUGACAGUCGCUCAGGCCCGCAGGGGAACAUCAGCACACCGGCCAGUCAGAGUCUACGCUGAUGGGAUCUUCGACCUGUUUCACUCUGGUCAUGCACGAGCUCUGAUGCAAGCCAAGAUGCUGUUCCCAAACACACACUUGAUAGUGGGAGUCUGCAGUGAUAAGCUCACACACCAGUUUAAGGGAUAUACAGUGAUGCAAGAGGACGAGCGAUAUGAGGCCCUCAUCCACUGCCGCUAUGUUGACGAGGUGGUUCGGGAUGCCCCGUGGACCCUGAGCCCAGAGUUCUUACACAAACACAAGAUUGACUUUGUAGCCCAUGACGAUAUCCCAUACACAUCAGCAGGAUCAGAAGAUGUCUACAAACACAUCAAAGAAGCAGGCAUGUUUGUGGCCACUCAGAGGACAGAAGGCAUAUCCACAUCUGACCUCAUCACCCGCAUUGUGAGAAAUUAUGAUGUUUAUGUCAGACGGAACCUGCAGAGAGGCUACACCGCCCGUGAGCUCAAUGUUGGAUUCAUCAAUGAAAAGAAGUACCGUCUCCAGAACCAGGUAGACAAGAUGAAGGAGACGGUGAAAACGGUGGAGGAGAAGAGCAAACACUUUGUCUACCGUGUGGAGGAGAAGAGCCACGACCUCAUCCACAAAUGGGAGGAAAAAUCACGAGAAUUCAUAAGCAGCUUCCUAGAGCUGUUUGGCCCUGAUGGUGCAUGGCAUGCCAUCCAAGAGAGAAGUGGCCGUGUGCUCCAAGCCCUGUCGCCGUAUGCUUCACCGCGUGGCUCCCCCAGCAGCAGCCCCACCAGGGGGCGCUCCCCGUCUUCCCGACUGCAGUGGUACUCACCCCCCACCUCACCUACUUCCUCACCCCCCUCCUCACCCCCCUCCUCACCUUCCUCGUUCCGGAAGUCUAAGGCUUCUACCCUCCAGACUCCAUCUUCCCCCCAUAGCCCCUCUCCCCCUUCUUACCCAGAGAAGUCUUCCUCAUCCCAGAAGUCAAAGAUAAAGUCUUCCUCCGGCCAAACUACGUCCUCAACCAAAGCUGCCUCAACUUCCCCCAUAAAUGUCCUGAUUAGUAUGACUGAGGGAGAUGAGGGGGAGCAAUAAAAACAUUCAAUUAAGUAUUUUACAUAUUAGUUAACACUGUAAAAUCACAGAUUCAAACAUUAGAAUCCUAUGGACAAACACACCAAAAACAGCACAUCAUAUAUUUAUAUUAUCUCACUGAAUGGGUAAGUUACCCCAGAGAAUUACUCACUUCAUGUCAGCGGUUAGGGUAACUCUAAUGUAGAAGAGCUUUCAUCUUAAAGACCAUAAGUUAUUAGAGAUACAAUAAUGAUUCACUGUACAUGCUACACUCACAAUGAAAGUAGGCAACCCUAACCCUAUCCUGUAGGGCUGAUGUACUU